Messenger RNA from Microplitis mediator, 1480 nucleotides. RefSeq names its product speckle-type POZ protein-like. The record is from RefSeq and is a predicted model, not a curated record. The coding region runs from base 162 to 1208 and encodes 348 amino acids. Gene Ontology annotation, biological process: regulation of proteolysis; proteasome-mediated ubiquitin-dependent protein catabolic process. Gene Ontology annotation, molecular function: ubiquitin protein ligase binding. Lineage: Eukaryota; Metazoa; Arthropoda; Insecta; Hymenoptera; Braconidae. Gene Ontology annotation, cellular component: cytoplasm. The transcript is spliced from 2 exons.
GCAUUUAUUCAUUCAUUUCUUCGUGCGCAAUACAGUGGUACCGCGGUACGUUAACAGUCUCAUUGUUAUACAUUCUCGCAUUGCAUUAAAAUACGUUCUAUAUUGUCGAUUUAAGUGAAGAGUUCAAGUUUUCUGUAUUUGAAUUCAAAUAAUUUGCCGAAAUGGAAGAUUUACAAGUUGUAGAAACCCAUUCUAUGAUGGAAGAACGGAUAAUUAUAUAUAAAUGGAAAGUAGAUCAUAUUUUUUCAAUUAUGCGAUUCGCCUUGAGCAACAAAGAAGACAGUACAAUCCAAUCACCAGUUUUUUCAAGUAAUAAUAAUACCGGUGAUAGUUCGUGGUAUUUAACAAUGAAAUUAACGUAUGUACCUCAACAGGGCGAAUGGCUUUCAAUAGCUUUGACAUAUUGUGGUGGACAUCAAACAUUAAGAGCCAAAUAUUCGAUAAGUUUUAUUGAUGAUGCAGGAAACAAACAAUUAGAGCAAACAGAAACUAAAAUUUUCAAAAACAGUGUAGGACAUGUUAUUCUGCAGUCUCGUCCAGUAAGUGAACUAUUGGAAGAAGCAGGUAAUUUAGUAUCUGAUGAAACAUUCACUGUAUCCCUUGAACUUAUUGAAAUUAUCGUACGUUCUUACGCUAGUCCACCCAUCACUAAACUUCGAUUAAAAAGAUCGAAACAAGUUGUCGACGAUUUGCCAGCUCUUUUUCAUAGUAAAGAUUACAGUGAUAUUAUUCUAGCUGUUGGUGAUAAGAGAAUUCUAGCUCACAAAGCUUUACUAAUGAAUCGAAAUAAUGUAUUUCGUGCAAUGUUGUCAUCUCAUAAGAAAAACACCAGAAGUAAUGUAGUAAAUAUCCCUGAUAUGGAUCCUGAUAUCCUUGAAAAACUAUUGGAAUUCAUUUAUACGGACAAUGUGACUAAUCUUGAUGAAGUUGCUGAACGUUUAUAUGAAGUAGCAGAUAAAUAUCAGAUACCAGCUCUAAAAAAGUUAUGCGAAGAAUCACUUUGUAAAAACAUAACUGUUAGAAAUGCCGUUAAAUAUCUUGUUUUACUUAACCGUCAUAACGCUAACGGAAUAUUUUUGAAUUAUGUAGCAGAUUUCAUUGCAAUCAAUUCAAAGAUAAUUACCGAAGCUGAAGAAUAUAAAGCAUUACUAAACACUAAUCCAGCAUUAUUGAUGACUGUCUUAACGAAAAUUUGCAAUAUUAAAUAGAAAAAAAGAUCAACAUCUUGGCAAUUCAAUACUGUAGCAUAAGCCGGAUAUUUUUAAAUUUAUUAUUAUCAGUUAUAAUCCUUUUCGGGCUUGAUCUAAAUCUUUCUACUUUUUUUUAUAAUUACUUUCAUUUUAAUAAUAUAAUUUACAAUAGUUAUCAUAUCAAUUAUAUUAAUGCGCUAAUAUUUUUGCUAAUUGAUGUCUGUCAAAGUACGUUUUGUAAAACAAAAAAUAUUAUUACAUUGUAUUCUUUAUCUUCCAAUAAAUACACA